This is a messenger RNA of Medicago truncatula (barrel medic), 5154 nucleotides long. RefSeq names its product probable pre-mRNA-splicing factor ATP-dependent RNA helicase DEAH5. The record is from RefSeq and is a predicted model, not a curated record. Gene Ontology annotation, molecular function: ATP binding; RNA binding; RNA helicase activity. The transcript is spliced from 4 exons. Gene Ontology annotation, biological process: mRNA splicing, via spliceosome; spliceosomal complex disassembly. Gene Ontology annotation, cellular component: catalytic step 2 spliceosome; intracellular anatomical structure. The coding region runs from base 198 to 3869 and encodes 1223 amino acids. Lineage: Eukaryota; Viridiplantae; Streptophyta; Magnoliopsida; Fabales; Fabaceae.
CGUAGUAUUAUUUUGGAGCUCAAUAUUCAAACCAGCAUAAAAAAUAACCCCAAAAUCGCACAUCAAUUUGUUUCCAGAACAAUCUUCACUGUCGUAAACCCUAACCCUUCCACCGGUGACAUUGUUUCCGAUUUCAGAUUGCCACCGCUCAACUUGCAACGCCGCACAUUGCCACCGCGCACAUUGCCACCGCUCCGAUGGGUUCCGAUAUUCCACAAGAUGGAUUGAAGAAACUGGAGUAUCUUUCACUCGUAUCCAAAGUAUGCACCGAGUUAGAAUCUCACACCGGCACCGGCGACAAAGUUCUCGCCGAAUUCAUCACCGAUUUAGGUCACUCUUCCAACUCCGUCGAAGAAUUCGACGCUAAAUUGAAAGAAAACGGUGCUGAAAUGCCCGAUUAUUUUGUCAGAACGCUUCUCACUAUAAUUCAUGCGAUUCUUCCUCCAAAACCUAAGAAGCAGAGAGAAAAUCUGAAAGAGAAUGCCAAUUCGAACACGAAGUUUAAGGCUUUGGCGAUUUCAGAUGAUAGGGGUCGUGCUGAGAAGCUGAGAGAAGAGAUUGAAAUUGAAGCUAGAGAGAAACAGAAGCCACCAAUGGAAGAUGAUGAUGGUUAUAGAGAUAGGGAUAGAAGAGAUAGACAUAGAGAUAGAUAUGAUAGAAGGGGGAAUGAUAGAGAUAGAGAUAGGCGUGAAAGAGAUGAUAAAAGGGGGAGUGAUAGAGAUCGUGGUGAUAGGCGCGAUAGAGAUGAUACAAGAGGCAAUGCUAGAGAUAGAGAUAGGUAUGAAAAAGAUGAUAAAAGAAGAGAUGAUAGGGAUAGGGAUCGAUAUGAAAGAGAUGAUAAAAGGGGGAAUGAUAGAGAUAGGGAUAGGGAUAGGGAUUGGUAUGAGAGACGAAGGAGAGAUGAGUAUGAGGAGGACGAAGGUGGGAGGGAGGAGAAUGGUGGUGAUGAGAAAGGGAGGGGAGGAAGAGAUACGAGGCGUGGUGGUGGUUCUGGUGAGCCGGAGUUGUAUAUGGUUUAUAAAGGAAGAAUUUCAAGGGUGAUGGAUACGGGGUGUUUUGUUUCGUUGGAUGAGUUUAGAGGGAAAGAGGGCUUGGUUCAUGUUUCUCAGAUGGCUACUAGGAAGAUUGCGAAUGCUAAGGAGGUUGUUAAGAGGGAUCAACAGGUUUAUGUGAAGGUGAUAUCAGUUUCUGGGUCGAAGUUGAGUUUGUCUAUGAGGGAUGUUGAUCAGCAUAGUGGGAAGGAUUUACUUCCGUUGAAGAAGAGUUCGGAGGAGGAGGCUUUUAGGACGAAUCCACAAGAUUCAAAGGAUGGGCCGGUGGCGAGAACUGGGCUUUCUGGGAUUAGGAUUGUGGAGGAGGAUGAUAUGGGUUCUUCGCGUAGGCCGUUGAAGAGAAUGAGCUCUCCUGAGAGAUGGGAAGCGAAACAGUUGAUUGCUUCAGGGGUUUUGAGUGUUUCAGAGUAUCCGACUUAUGAUGACGAGGGAGAUGGAGUGAUGUACCAAGAAGAAGGUGCUGAGGAAGAGCUUGAGAUUGAGAUGAAUGAAGAUGAGCCCGCUUUUUUGCAAGGGCAGAGCAGAUACUCGAUGGAUAUGUCUCCUGUUAAGAUCUUUAAGAAUCCUGAAGGUUCUCUAGGCCGUGCUGCUGCACUACAGUCCGCCCUUAUAAAGGAGAGAAGGGAAGUACGAGAACAGCAGCAGCGUACCAUGCUUGAUUCUAUUCCAAAGGAUCUCAAUCGUCCUUGGGAAGAUCCUAUGCCAGAGUCAGGUGAAAGGCAUCUUGCUCAGGAGUUGAGGGGUGUUGGUUUAUCGGCCUAUGAUAUGCCUGAAUGGAAGAAGGAUGCCUAUGGGAAAACCAUUACUUUUGGGCAAAGGUCGAAGCUUUCUAUUCAAGAACAGAGGCAGAGUUUGCCAAUUUACAAGUUAAAAAAAGAGUUGAUUCAGGCUGUCCAUGAUAAUCAGGUCUUGGUUGUGAUUGGUGAAACCGGUUCGGGUAAGACUACUCAGGUCACACAGUAUCUUGCUGAAGCGGGUUACACCACCAGAGGUAAAAUUGGAUGUACUCAACCCCGUAGGGUGGCUGCAAUGUCAGUUGCAAAGAGAGUUGCCGAAGAGUUUGGGUGUAGAUUAGGAGAGGAAGUUGGUUAUGCCAUUCGAUUUGAGGAUUGCACUGGGCCUGAUACUGUAAUCAAGUACAUGACCGAUGGUAUGCUUCUUAGAGAAAUAUUGGUUGAUGAGAAUCUGUCGCAGUAUUCUGUUAUAAUGCUUGAUGAAGCCCAUGAGAGAACUAUUCAUACGGAUGUUCUUUUCGGACUACUGAAGCAGCUGGUGAAGCGUAGACCCGAGUUGCGAUUGAUUGUCACAUCAGCUACUCUUGAUGCUGAAAAGUUUUCAGGAUAUUUCUUUAACUGUAACAUCUUCACAAUUCCUGGAAGAACUUUUCCUGUGGAGAUACUUUAUACUAAACAGCCAGAAAGCGAUUACUUGGAUGCAUCUUUGAUCACUGUCCUACAGAUUCAUUUGACAGAACCUGAAGGAGACAUUCUUCUCUUCUUAACUGGUCAGGAGGAGAUUGAUUUUGCUUGCCAGUCUCUCUAUGAGCGAAUGAAAGGAUUAGGUAAGAAUGUCCCAGAGCUGAUCAUUUUACCUGUUUAUAGUGCCCUUCCUAGUGAAAUGCAAUCUAGGAUAUUCGAUCCUGCUCCUCCCGGGAAACGGAAAGUGGUUGUGGCUACAAACAUUGCCGAGGCAUCUUUGACUAUUGACGGAAUAUUUUAUGUUAUUGAUCCGGGGUUUGCUAAGCAAAAUGUUUAUAACCCGAAGCAAGGUCUUGAUUCCUUGGUGAUAACUCCGAUAUCACAAGCGUCUGCCAAACAAAGAGCUGGACGUGCAGGGCGUACUGGACCUGGAAAGUGUUAUCGCCUCUAUACCGAGAGUGCAUAUAGAAAUGAAAUGUCUCCUACUUCUAUUCCAGAGAUUCAAAGGAUAAAUUUAGGCAUGACAACUCUUAGCAUGAAAGCCAUGGGCAUAAAUGAUCUUCUGUCAUUUGAUUUUAUGGAUCCACCAUCACCUCAAGCACUUAUUUCCGCCAUGGAGCAGCUUUACAGUCUUGGAGCUUUGGAUGAAGAGGGUCUUCUAACCAAAUUGGGGAGGAAAAUGGCUGAGUUUCCUUUGGAUCCGCCACUGUCCAAGAUGUUGCUUGCCAGUGUAGAUCUUGGGUGCAGUGAUGAGAUUCUGACCAUAAUUGCCAUGAUCCAGACUGGCAAUAUAUUUUACAGGCCCAGGGAGAAACAAGCCCAAGCAGAUCAGAAAAGGGCAAGGUUUUUCCAGCCAGAGGGUGACCAUCUUACGCUUCUUGCUGUUUAUGAAUCCUGGAAAAAUAAAAACUUUUCUGGACCUUGGUGUUUUGAGAACUUUGUUCAAUCUCGAUCGUUGAGAAGAGCGCAGGAUGUAAGGAAACAACUUCUCACCAUCAUGGAUAAGUACAAAUUGGAUGUUGUGAGCGCUGGAAAAAACUUCACAAAGAUUAGGAAGGCUAUCACUGCAGGGUUCUUUUUUCAUGCAGCAAGAAAGGACCCCCAGGAAGGUUACAGAACACUAGUUGAGAAUCAGCCUGUGUAUAUCCAUCCAAGUUCAGCUUUGUUCCAGAGGCAACCAGACUGGGUCAUAUACCACGAGCUUGUAAUGACAACAAAGGAAUAUAUGCGCGAAGUCACAGUCAUAGACCCCAAAUGGCUUGUUGAAUUGGCUCCAAGAUUCUUCAAAGUUGCCGAUCCCACAAAGAUGAGCAAACGGAAGCGUCAAGAGCGUAUUGAACCACUUUAUGAUAGAUACCACGAGCCAAACUCAUGGCGUUUGAGUAAACGCCGUGCAUGAUAUGCUUUCUCGGUUUCACUUCAUGCUAAGUGCCGGAUACCAUUUAUGUUGGAUUUAGUUUUAAAUAUACAAGCAUUUGAGCAAGCAGUUAGAGAUAUUCCCUCACCUUCCCCUGUUCAUAUUGCUCUAAAUCCUUGCGAUCUGUUGAAGUUAUCUUUGAUGCUGUUGAUAGCAAUUCAUUUGAAACAGUUUGCAAGCAUGUUUUCUCAUCCGUCUACCAAGCUUUCAAGUUGUUUUUUCUCUCAAAAGUUUUCUUCCUGUUUGACUGGGUUUCUCUAUGGAGUGAUCUAAAGUUUUGUUCCUGCAAACGAAGGGAAUCACAGAGGACACCGUAUUUUAAUUAAUGGCAAUUCUGUGGUAUAUGAGCUAAUACAAAAAUAGAACUAUUAGGGUUGGAAACAAGAUUGAAUGUGAAUCUCUUGCAACCCAGGUCUGCUACCUACCUCCUCCACCCUCUUCAACCUUGUCUUCCUUUUGUGUUGUGUUCUCGGACAACUGUGUUAACUAGUUUUCACCAGUUUGGUUGUUCAUAACUAGUUUUCUUUUUGUCUUUGGAGCCCUUCUUUGGAAGAUUUUGGUUUGAUGUUUGGCAAGGGAUGGAUUGCUCUGUCACCUUUUUGUUUAAGUCUUGAACUGUGUUUUGUUCUUGCGGAUCUAGCAUCUGGUUAUUAGUCUGUUUUUGUGGGGUUUUCAUUUAUGGAAGCUAAAUCAAUGAUGGUAUGACCUACUAGUGGUGCCAGAGUAAAAUGGUGGGGGUGGGGAGAUUUGGAUGAUUAGUGGUGAUGAACUACUACUUCAUGCUUUGCUAUUUUGGAAUGGCUUUUAACUAUAGGGAAAGACAAGUCAUUACUAUAGCAGAGCCCUGUCUCAGCAUGUAUUGGGAAAACAACUCAUCAUGUUGUAGGACAUGUAGAACAUUGCAGCAUUCUAUUAGCAGGUUGAGAUUUGUACUGCUGGUCUAUCUGAAAGGAUGCAAAAGAUCUUUAUUUUUUAUAUAUCAUGGCAGUCAGUUUGUUGAAUUUUACACUUAAAUAGAUGAAUUGAUAUUAAUGUUAGACUGACAAAAAAAAACACUAAUUUCCACAUAUUUCUUAAGUCUCCUAGUGUAGGUUUCUAUCUCCUCUAGGUGGCGAUCUUCGUGUAUUAUAAAAUUGUUAUAUUCUGCGUCAAAAUAGAAAUUUCUUAAAGUGGUACAAGUAUGAAGAGUAUGUAGACAAGUGCUUCCCUUUAAACAGGCAUCAAUUAUUAUUGUAAUAAUUUAACAAAGUUUGACCUUUACGUCUCA